Molecule: messenger RNA, 18939 nt
Organism: Neoarius graeffei (lesser salmon catfish)
Lineage: Eukaryota; Metazoa; Chordata; Actinopteri; Siluriformes; Ariidae
Gene: plecb
Product: plectin b
Exons: 35
Coding region: 310-17001 (5563 amino acids)
Biological process (GO): wound healing; hemidesmosome assembly; intermediate filament cytoskeleton organization
Cellular component (GO): cytoplasm; cytoskeleton; focal adhesion
Molecular function (GO): cadherin binding; ankyrin binding; structural constituent of cytoskeleton
Source: RefSeq, a predicted model, not a curated record
AAGGCAGUGCAAAGGACGGAAAGGAUUUUUCCUUUCAGAUUGCUUUUGGAGGUUUUUGAUUAUUUGAGAAGACUGACCUGCUCUUUAAGGACUUGAGAGUUGAACACGAAAGAGAGGACACCCACAUCCAGGAGGAUUUUUUUUUUCACACAUUCUUUUCCUUUCAAUUGAAAGCACGUGGCAGCCGGCUCUGCCACUGGACCCUUCUACAGAGAGAAGAGUGAGUCAUUCAGUAAUUUGUCUAUUCUUAGUUAGUGGUCAGCAUAUUUCUGUUUAUACAAGCUCUCCGAGGCAGAUUAAAGAAACACAAUGGUUGCUGGCAUGUUGACGCCUCUUGACAGCCUGAGGGCCAUUUAUGAAAGGCUGUUCCGUGAUGGUGUAAUGGUGGCCAAGAAAGACAAGCGUCCUCAGAUAAACCACCCUGAGAUACCAGGGGUGGGAAACCUACAGGUGAUCAGAGCAAUGGGCUCAUUGAAAUCCAGAGGCUUUGUAAGGGAAACUUUUGCCUGGAGGCAUUUCUACUGGUAUCUUACUAAUGAAGGCAUUGUUUACCUGCGUGAUUACCUACAUCUGCCUCCUGAGAUUGUGCCCAUGCCACUGCAGAGAGUGCGGCGGUCAGCUGCUACCUUGUCCAUUGUUCAGAGAGCUGCACAUGUGCAGGCUGUACAGGGUCCAACUUCAUAUGUUCCCAAACCAGGAAGGGUAGGUGUCGAGAGCCAGGAUGCUCUGUUGGAAAGGCAGGGGUACCGUCACAAGAGGAUGCAAACUGAAGAAGACUCGGUGCCCAAUGAGAAAAUAUCAAGGUUUAGAGGACGUCCAAUUACUGUUGAUUACAACAAAUCUAGGGCAUCAGGGGAAUCUAGGGACCAAGUCCAAUACAUGUAUCAAGGUGGUCAAGACUUAGACCACAGUGUUAAGAAGAAGGUUGUCACAAUUUCCCAUCAGACACCUGCUAAAAUCAGCAAUGCCAUGUCUUUGGUACAGAAGAUGUCUGAGAGCUACAAGGGAACCAGUGAUACAUCUCUGAUUAAAAAUGUACCAAAGACCAUGGUGAAUGUGGAUCUGCCAGCCCAAAAUCCUGUGACUGCUGAAACGCUUGCAGUUGCAGCCUCCAUGUCCAUUAGCAAAGCAGGUAAACCCAAAGAAGAGGUACGUGUUAAAGCUUCCCCAGAACUCAGAAUUGCCAAGACAGCCAAAGAAACCUCUAUGCUGCCUAACUCUAAAGAACAAGUGGAACCAACACUGAAAGUGACCAAGACUAAGUUUACUCAGGAGCAACUAGUCAAGGACAAAAUGCCACAAAAUAUAGAAACCUGCAUCUCCACAACAACUUCUACUCCUCAGCCAGUGGAACUGAAGCCAAAGACUAAAGCCUCACAGGAAACCAUCAUUGGCGAGCCAGCCAAGGAUGCCCAUGUACCCCCUUCCUCUAAACGGCAGGUGGAAAAAUCACUGAAAGUGACCAAGAUAAAAAAUAUUCAGGAACAUCUAAUCAAAGAGGAAAUUGCCAAAAAUACAGAAACCUGUCAGGAACUCCUCACUAGUGAGUCAACUAAGGUUGUCUCUUUUUCUUCUCAUUCAAUACCACUAGUUGAAAAAACACUGACACUAACAGAAACCCAGAAUGUUAAGAAGUAUCCAACUGAGGAGAAAAUAUCCAAAAAUACAGAAACGUGUAUCUCUAGAUCAGCCACAUCUACUGUUCCACAGCCUGUGGAAUUAAAGCCAAAAAAUAAAACUUCACAGGAACUCAUCCCUAGCAACCCAGCCAAGGAUGCCUCUGUGAUUGCUUCUAUAAAAAAAGCGAAAGUGGCCAAGACCAAGAAUGACAUGGAGCAUCCAAUCAAGGAUGAAAUGCACAAAAAUACAGAAAUGUCCAUCUCCACAACAACUUUGACUAUUGAGCCAGUAGAGUUGAAGGCUAAGUCUAAAGCUUCUCAGGAUCUCAUCAUUAGUAAGCCAGCCAAAGAGACCUCAGUGCCUCCUUCCUCUGAAAAACAAGUGGAAAAAACAGUAAAGGUGGCCAAGACAAAGAAUAUUGAAAAGCAUCCAGCCAAGGAUGAAAUGACUAAAAAUACAGAAUCAUAUCUCUGUACAUCAUCCACAUGUACGUUUCAGCCAGUGGAAUUGAAGACUAACGCCAUUCAGGAACUCAUGACUAAUGAGCCACCCAAGGACGUCUCUAUGCCUCUUCAAUCUAAAAAACAAGAGGGAAAAACACUGAAAAUGAACGAGACUAAGAGUCCUCAAGAAAAUCUAGUUAAGGAUGAAAUGCCCCCAAAUAAAGAACAGUAUAUCUCCAUGUCAGCUUCCACUAAUCAGGAACUGAAGGCACAGACAAAAGAAGUACCCAAUUUAGAUAAUAGUGAAAAUACCAAAGACAUAAAGGAGAAAGAUGAUACUGGCUGUUUAUUUGGCUCAGCAGUGCCAUGUGUGUCCAAAGCAAAUGAAGACACAACAGUUGCAAAUGAUGUGGUUGACUUUGUUAAGGAAAAAACCGAGGUAUGUACUGUGCAGCAAACUUUUGAAGCAUCUUUGGAGGAACAGACCAGGCGUAUUGAUGCAGAAUCAGCCAUAACACCAGCAGCACCCUUCACUGUCCUAACAAGCAAUGCUCAGAAGAGUAAGAAGUCCCAGAAGACAUCUAGUAUUAAAGAGACGAAAGAUACCCAAAUGGCAUCCAAACAUGUCAAGCCUAUUCAAGUAGAUGCUCCCAAAGAGGAAGAAAUUCCACCUCAGGAAUCAGCUACCAUUGUUAUAAAGACAGAGAGUAAAGAGUUUAAGCAUGACAAUCCACUUCCUGAAAUCUCAGAUGCAGUUGCUGUUGAAGAGAUGAAAGAGGCUGUUAUCUGUGAAGAAAUAAAAGUUGUGGAUCAAGCAACAGCAAAAGUGAAAAAGAUAACCAAGCGUGAAAUAACAUCAGUCCAACAAACACCACUACCAAUAAAACUACAAGAAGAAUCGGAGGCCAAAGAAUCGAAGAAGACCGAAUCAGAGGUAGCCCCAAAGUCUUCAAAACGAAAGAAGAAAAAGCAGACUGCUGCUGAUGAACAAGUUCCAUCAUCAGCUAUGGAAACUAGUGUAGUCACGGAAACGGUGUCAGCCCAGGCUGCAGAUAAAAUUCAUCCCAACCAGGGGUCGGAACCAUUUGCAAUAAGUGAGUCUCUUAAAAUCUGCUCUGAAGAAAGCAGUGAGACAGCAGCUGUACAGAGUGAGGCCCCGAUACACAAAGGAGAGGUGGAGCCAGCUCAGCCCUCUGCUGAAAAAAUAAAACAGGAGGUUUUGAAAGGAAAAACAUCCUCGUCACAGCAACUGAGGGAAGCACUCACAAUCCAAGCGUCAGCAGCAGCCUCAGCCCAGUCCGGCCCCUACGCUGAGCAAGGGGAGCCUCCCAGUGUUGCUCAACAUUCCGCCGCUCCUGACACACAGAGCAGAGUAGAGAAGCAAAAAGUGCUGUCUGUGAGCAAGGCUGUCAAAAAGUCUGUCACCACUGGCCCGCUCUGCGCUGAGGAGAAGCCAUUGUUAUCGGAGGACGAAGCUGCCAUGCGUAAGAAGAUAGUUGUAGUAGAGGAGGUGAUUGAGGUGCAGCAGCAGAUUCCUACUCCGAGUGCAGAUGGAAGCCAAGCUGCUGUGCCACCCAUGCCUGAGAUUCCAGAAAGCGACCUGGACUAUGAUGUUUUAGAAGAGCUGGCUCAAGAGCGUGCUGUCUUUCAGAGUCCUGUCAAAGAGGUCGGCUGGGACCAUUCUCUGGAUGAGCCAGAACGUAAAACCUUUCCCAACUUCAUUGAAGAUGAACGGGACAGGGUGCAGAAAAAGACUUUCACAAAAUGGGUGAACAAGCACCUGAUCAAGCACCAGAGAGCAGAGGCACAGCGUCAUGUGACCGAUCUGUACGAAGACCUGAGAGAUGGACAUAACUUGAUCUCUCUGCUGGAGGUGCUGUCCGGGGAUACACUGCCUCGAGAAAAAGGACGUAUGCGAUUCCACAAACUUCAGAAUGUACAGAUAGCACUGGAUUUCCUCAAACACCGGCAGGUCAAGCUGGUGAACAUUAGGAAUGAUGAUAUCGCAGACGGAAAUCCCAAACUUACCCUGGGGCUUAUAUGGACCAUCAUCCUCCACUUCCAGGUCUCCUCCUCUAUUUCAGACAUCCAGGUCAAUGGGCAGUCUGAUGACAUGUCAGCUAAGGAGAAGCUGCUGCUCUGGUCACAGCGUAUGGUGGAGGGAUACCAGGGUCUGCGCUGUGACAACUUCACCACCAGCUGGCGGGACGGCAAGCUCUUCAAUGCUGUUAUUCACAGACACGAACCCAGACUGAUCGACAUGGGAAAAGUGUACCGCCAGACCAACCUGGAGAACCUGGAGCAAGCCUUCAGCGUGGCUGAGAAAGACCUCGGUGUCACACGCCUACUCGACCCAGAAGAUGUUGACGUGCCUCACCCUGAUGAGAAGUCCAUCAUCACAUACGUGUCCUCCCUCUAUGAUGCCAUGCCUCGUGCGCUUGAUGCUCAUGAUGGUGUCAAAAUCAGUGAGCUGGAGCUGCACUGGAAGGAGUACUAUGAACUGGUCACCAUUAUUCUUCAGUGGAUCAGGCACCAUGUUAUGAUCUUCGAAGAGAGGAAGUUCCCUGCCAGUUAUGAGGAGAUUGAGCUCCUGUGGCAUCAGUUUUUGAGGUUCAAAGAGACCGAACUUCCAGUCAAGGAGUCCGACAAGAACCAUUCCAAAAUUAUUUAUCAAUCCUUUGAGAGUGCAGUUCACACUGGCCAGAUCAAAGUGCCCCCUGGUUACCACCCCAUCGAUGUCGAGAAGGAAUGGGGCCGACUUCAUGUCGCCAUCCUAGAAAGAGAACGACUGCUGAGAACAGAGUUUGAGAGGUUAGAGCGGCUCCAGCGGAUAGUUAGUAAGGUGCAGAUGGAGUCUGGUGUGUGUGAAGGGCAACUGAACCAGAUGGAAAACCUUCUGCAAUCAGACAUCCGACUGUUAAAUGCAGGCAAAUCAGCCCAGAAUGCAUCCGAGAUUGACAGAGGCUUAGACAAGGCUGAUGGUUUGAUCCGUCUCCUCUUCAACGAUGUCCAGAUUCUCAAAGAUGGACGCCACCUACAGGCUGAACAGAUGUACCGCAGGGUCUACCGUCUUCAUGAGCGUCUGGUGAAUCUGCGCAGUGAUUAUAACUUGAGACUCAAGGCAGGAGUCACGGCUUUAACCUCUCAGGUCCCGCUGCAGAGUCAGCGUGUGCGGCCUGAGCUGGAUGAUGUGACUCUGCGCUAUGCCCAGGACUUGCUGGCAUGGGUGGAAGAGAACCAACGCAGGAUUGAAAGUGCAGAAUGGGGCUCGGACCUGCCCACUGUGGAGUCCCAACUGGGUAGCCAUAGAGGCCUCCAUCAGACGGUGGAAGACUUUAAGGCCAAGAUUGAGCGUGCACGAACUGAUGAGAAUCAGCUGUCUCCUGCCAGCAAGAGUACCUACAGAGAAUAUCUUGCCAAACUGGACCUUCAGUAUGCUAAGCUCUUAAACUCAUCUAAGUCUCGCCUGAGACACCUUGAUCAGCUCCAUGCUUUCGUCAGCGCUGCCACUAAAGAGCUCAUGUGGCUCAAUGAUAAGGAGGAAGAGGAGGUCAACUUUGACUGGAGUGACCGUAACACUAACAUGACAGCAAAGAAAGAGAACUAUUCCGGGCUGAUGCGGGAGUUGGAGCUUCGCGAGAAGAAGAUCAGUGACAUCCAGGUCACUGGAGACAGACUCAUUAAGGACGGUCAUCCAGGCAAAAAGACUGUUGAGGCUUUCACUGCAGCCCUGCAGACCCAGUGGAGUUGGAUCCUUCAGCUUUGCUGCUGUAUUGAGGCUCAUCUCAAAGAGAACACUGCAUACUACCAGUUCUUCGCUGAUGUCAAAGACACAGACGAGAAGAUGAAGAAGAUGCAGGACAGCAUGAUUAAAAAGUACUCGUGCGAUCGCUCCACCACUGCCACCCGUCUGGAGGACCUGCUACAGGAUGCUGUGGAUGAGAAGGAGCAGCUGAAUGAGUUUAAAACUCACAUAGCUGGCCUCAACAGGAGAGCCAAGAGCAUCAUCCAGCUGAAGCCUCGCAAUCCUACCACCUCCAUCAAAGGCAAGCUGCCGAUCCAGGCAGUGUGUGACUUCAAACAGAUGGAGAUUACUGUGCGCAAAGGCGAACAGUGUGCACUUCUCAACAACUCACAGCCUUAUAAGUGGAAGGUCCUCAACCAGUCAGGCAAUGAGGCCACCCUACCUUCUGUGUGCUUUAUUGUGCCACCAGUGAACAAAGAGGCUGUAGAGAGUGUGUCUAAUCUGGACUCUAGUCUGAAGCAGAUGACGACACUGUGGCAGAGAUUGCAUGGUGAUAUGAAGAGCCUGCUGUCCUGGCAGUAUCUGAUGAGGGACAUCCAGCUUAUUCGCUCAUGGAACAUCACCAUACUGAAGACCAUGAAGGUGGAGGAGUAUAGGCAGAUUUUGAGGAAUCUCGAGCUUCACUACCAGGACUUUUUGCGAGACACUAAGAACUCUCAACUCUUCAACCCAAAUGAGUGCAUGCAGACUGAGAAAGACUACAAGAAGGCAACGCAACACUAUGAAGAACUGCUCCAAACGAUGGAGAAAGGUGAGCAGGAUGAGUCGGUGUGUAAGACCUAUAUCACACAUGUCCGAGACCUGCGUCUGAAGAUUGAGGACUGCGAGUCUCGCACGGUGGCCCGCAUUCGCCAGCCAGUGGAAAAAGACCCACUGAAGGACUGCCUCCAAAAGGCCUCAGACCAGAAGAAAGUGCAUGUGGAGCUGGAAGGCAUUAAGAAGGACCUGGAUAAGGUGGCUCAGAAAGCUGAAGAGGUACUCGCCUCUCCUGAGCAGUCCAGCACUCCAGUCCUGCGCUCAGAGCUAGACAUCACCCUGCAGAAGAUGGACCAUACGCACUGCUUGUCUUCAGUCUACCUCGAAAAGCUGAAGACAGUAGAGCUGGUGAUUCGCAAUACACAAGGGGCUGAGGACAUUCUCAAAAAGUAUGAAGAUCAACUCCGCAAGGUUUACACCGUCCCAACAGAUACUGCAGAAGUGGAAACAUACCGUACCGAACUCAAGAAAAUGCGCAGUGAGGCAGAGGGCAAACAGCCCGUCUUUGACGCCCUUGAGGGAGAGCUGGCUAAGGCUACUGCCGUGAGCGAGCGCAUGACCAAGGUGCACAGAGAGAGGGACGUUGAACUGGAUCACUACAAACAGCUCCUGUCCAACCUGCAGGAGCGCUGGCACGCCGUUUUUACCCAGAUUGACCUCCGACAGCGCGAGCUGGAGCAGCUGGGGAGGCAGCUGGGAUAUUAUCGUGAAAGCUAUGAUUGGCUUAUUCGCUGGCUCACAGACGCUAGACAAAGGCAGCAGAAGAUCCAGGGCAUACCCAUUACUGACAGCAAGACCCUGAACGAACAGCUGGGUCAGGAAAAGAAACUGUUGGAGGAGAUUGAGAAAAAUAAAGAGAAAUGUGACGAAUGUCAUAAAUAUGCCAAGACUUACAUUGACACCAUUAAGGACUAUGAACUUCAGCUGGUCGCUUACAGAGCGCAGGUGGAACCCUUGGCUUCACCUUUGAAGAAAACCAAGAUGGAGUCUGCCUCUGAUAACAUCAUUCAAGAGUAUGUAACACUGAGAACUCGCUAUAGUGAGUUGCUGACGUUGACCAGCCAGUACAUCAAGUUCAUCACAGACACACUGAGCCGCCUGGAGGACGAGGAGAAAGCUGCUGAGAAACUUAAAGAGGAGGAGAGGAAAAAAAUGGCUGAAAUGCAAGCCGAGUUAGAGAAACAGAAGCAGCUAGCUGAAGCUCAUAAAAAAGCCAUUGCCAAAUCAGAGAAAGAGGCACAGGAACUCAAACUCCUGAUGGAAGAAGAAGUUAGAAAGAGAGAGGUUGUUUCUGUGGAUGCUGAGAACCAAAAGCAAAAUAUUCAGCAAGAGUUGCAUGAGCUCAAAAUAAUGUCAGAACAGCAGAUCAAGUUAAAAAGUGAUCUGGUGGAGGAGGCUCAACAGAGUCGAACCAAAAUAGAGGAGGAAAUACGUAUUAUCAGACUCCAGCUGGAAACGACAUUAAAGCAGAAAUCCACUGCAGAGGCAGAGCUGAAACAGCUAAGGGACAAUGCCGCUGAAGCGGAGAGACUCCGCAAAGCAGCUCAAGAGGAGGCAGAGAAGCUUCGCAAACAGGUCGCUGAAGAAACUCAGAAAAAACGCAUGGCAGAGGAGGAGCUCAGGCUUAAAUCUGAAGCAGAAAGAGAGGCUGCUAAGCAGAAGCAUAAAGCCUUGGAGGACCUUGAACAGCUGAGGAUGCAAGCGGAGGAGGCAGAGAGACGCAUGAAACAGGCUGAGGUGGAAAAAGAAAGGCAGAUCAGUUUCGCUCAGGUAGCAGCACAGAAAAGUGCAGCUAUUGAGCAAGAGCGCAAGCGCAUGUCUUUUGUUGAAAAGACAUCAAAGCUUGAAGAAUCACUUAAAGAAAAGGAUGGAACUGUCCUUCAGCUGCAAGAAGAAGCAGAACGCCUCAAAAAGCAAUCAGACGAAGCAGACAGGGCACGGGAGGGAGCUGAAAAAGAGCUAGAAAAAUGGAGGCAAAAAGCCAACGAGGCCCUUCGUCUAAGGCUCCAGGCUGAGGAAGAAGCCCACAAAAAGUCUCUUGCCCAGGAAGAAGCCGAGAAGCAGAAAGAAGAGGCUGAGCGUGAGGCAAAGAAGCGGGCCAAAGCUGAAGAGUCUGCCCUGAAGCAAAAAGAUAUGGCAGAGCAAGAACUUGAGAGACAGAGGAAACUGGCUGAAUGUACAGCUCAGCAGAAGCUCUCAGCCGAGCAGGAGCUCAUCCGUUUAAGGGCUGACUUUGACCAUGCAGAUCAGCAGAGAUCCCUGCUUGAUGAUGAGCUUUACCGCUUAAAGAACGAGGUAAAUGUUGCUGUGCAACAGCGGAAGCAGCUUGAAGAUGAACUGGCCAAGGUACGAAGUGAAAUGGACAUACUUCUACAGCUUAAAUCCAAAGCUGAGAAGGAAAGUAUGUCUAACAUUGCAGAGCGAAAAGAGCUCCUUGAAGCUGAAGCUGCUAAAAUGAGGGAACUUGCGGAAGAAGCAGCUAAACUUCGUGCAAUCGCCGAAGAGGCAAAAAGGCAGAGGCAGGUCGCUGAGGAGGAAGCUGCCAGACAAAGAGCAGAAGCUGAAAGAAUACUGAAAGAAAAACUUGCAGCGAUCAAUGAGGCUACUUGCCUAAAAACCGAAGCAGAGAUAGCACUCAAAGAAAAAGAGGCAGAAAACGAGCGUCUCCGAAGGCAAGCUGAAGAUGAGGCAUACCAAAGGAAGGCUCUUGAAGAUCAAGCAAGCCAGCACAAGCAAGACAUUGAGGAGAAGAUCAAUCAGCUCAAGAAAUCUUCUGAUGUGGAAUUAGAGAGACAGAAAGCAAUUGUAGACGAAACCCUCAAACAGCGAAGAGUUAUUGAAGAGGAGAUCCGUAUCUUAAAACUUAAUUUUGAGAAGGCGUCAUCUGGUAAGCUUGAUUUGGAGCUUGAAUUAAAUAAACUAAAGAAUAUUGCAGAGGAAACCCAGCAAAGUAAGAUGCAGGCUGAAAAGGAAGCUGAAAAAUUUCGUAAGCUUGCCUUGGAGGAAGAGAACAGAAGACGGGAAGCUGAAGAAAAAGUUAAAAAGAUCGCUGCAGCAGAGGAAGAAGCAGCUCGACAACGCCAGACUGCCCAAGAAGAAGUGCAGCGUCUCAAAAAGAAGGCAGAAGAGGCCAGAAAGCAAAAGGAAGAGGCUGAUAAAGAAGCUGACAAACAGAUUAUUGCAGCAAAAGAGGCAGUGAAUAGGUGUAAUGCUGCUGAACACCAAGUCCAGAGUGUCCUUGUGCAACAGAAGGAAGACAGCCUUAUACAGAUAAAACUGAAGGAAGAGUACGAGAAAGCUAAAAAGCUUGCUGAAGAAGCAAAUAAGGCCAAAGAAAAAGCAGAAAAAGAAGCAGCCCUUCUUCAUCAAAAAGCAGAAGAGGCAGAGCUUCAGCGGCAAUCCGCUGAAGCUGAAGCAGCCAGACAAGCCAAAGAACAGGAGGAUGCCGAGAGACUGAGAAAAGAGGCUGAGUUAGAAGCAGCCAGACGUGCUCAGGCAGAAACUGCUGCACUGAAACAGAAACAACAAGCUGAUCUAGAAAUGGCAAAGCAUAAAUUGUUGGCAGAGCAAACCCUUCAGCAGAAGUCUCAGGUUGAGCAAGAGCUUACGAGGGUGAAACUGCAGCUGGAUGAAACUGACAAACAGAAAUCCCUUCUCGACGAGGAGCUUCAUCGCCUUAAAGAUGAGGUCAGUGAUGCUGUUCGACAAAAGGCCCAGGUAGAGGAUGAACUGUUUAAGGUUAAGAUUCAAAUGGAGGAGCUGAUCAAACUCAAGCUCCGAAUAGAAGAGGAGAACCAACGUCUUAUUCAAAGGGAUAAAGAUAACACACAGAAGUUUCUGGCUGAGGAGGCUGAGAAUAUGAAACAGUUAGCUGAAGAAGCUGCUAGACUCAGUAUAGAGGCUCAGGAGGCUGCGCGCAUGAGACAAAUAGCAGAGUCUGACCUUGUUCAGCAAAGGGCAUUUGCUGAAAAAAUGCUUAAAGAAAAGAUGCAAGCUAUUCAGGAAGCAUCCAAGCUGCGAGCUGAAGCAGAAAUGCUUCAGAGACAAAAAGACUUGGCCCAAGAGCAGGCUCAGAAGCUGCUUGAAGACAAACAGCUGAUGCAGCAACAACUUGAAGAAGAGACCAAAAGACUGGAAGAACAGCACUUAACCAGUAUCAAAGAAGCUGAUGACCUACGCAAAUCAAUUGCUGAACUUGAAAGAGAAAAGGAUAAAUUGAAAAAAGAGGCUGAAGAUUUGCAGAAAAAGUCUAAAGAGAUGGCAAAUGCUCAACAGGAACAAAUUAAACAGGAGAAAACAAUCCUUCAGCAGACUUUCAUAUUAGAAAAGGAGCAGCUGCUGAAAAAAGAAAAGCUAAUUGAAGAUGAGAAAAAGAAACUAGAAAGCCAGUUUGAAGAAGAAGUGAAAAAAUCCAGAGCUCUGAAAGAGGAACAAGAGCGCCAACGAAAACAACUGGAAGAUGAGAAGAAUAAAUUUCAGGCUACCAUGGAUGCUGCCCUUAAGAAACAAAAGGAAGCUGAAGAAGAAAUGCUCAGUAAACAAAAAGAGAUGCAAGAGCUCGAGAAGAAAAAGCUUGAGCAGGAAAAACAACUUGCUGAAGAAAACAAGAAACUGCGUGAAAAACUUAUGCAGCUUGAAGUCAUUCAAAAACAACAAAGGGAAACGGAGAGCCAGAGUAGAGACCUUAAUGGACAGUACGUUACAGUGGACAGUGGGAAUGAUGACUCUGCUUUAUCUUUUGAUGGCAUUCGUGAGAAAGUUCCAGCACUCCGCCUGUUAGACGUAGGCCUCUUAAGCAAAAAGGAGUAUGAUAAUUUAUCCAAAGGCAAGAUCACAGUUCAGGAGCUUGGCCAGACAGAAAAACUUAAGACUAUGCUUCAGGGCACUAACUGUAUUGGGGGCUUGCUUGUUCAUCCAAACCAUAAAAUGCCCAUUUAUGAAGCCAUCAAAGAGAAGAAAAUUGCUCCUGGAACUGGUUUACCACUACUAGAAGCACAGGUAGCCUCUGGAUACAUCAUUGAUCCUAUUAAUAACAAGAAGCUAUCGGUCAAUGAGGCAGUGAAGGAAGGCCUCAUAGGCCCUGAACUUCACAACACAAUGCUGUCUGCUGAGAAAGCUGUCACUGGUUACAAGGAUCCCUAUACAGAGGCAACGAUUUCACUCUUUGAAGCCAUGAAGAAAGGCCUUAUUUUGAAAGACCAGGCCAUCAGACUGCUUGAGGCUCAAAUUGCAACAGGGGGAAUCAUCGACCCAGUCAACAGCCACCGUGUACCAACUGAAACAGCCUAUAAGCAAGGUCAAUUCAGUGCAGAGAUGAACAAAAUUCUCCAAGAGCCUUCUGAUGACACACAAGUAUUCUUUGAUCCAAACACCCAAGAAAAUCUCACAUACUUCCAGUUGAUGAAGUCGUGCGUCACAGAUCCUGAAACAGGAUUACUUCUCCUACCUAUUUCAGAAACAGCUGCUCUUAAUGCCAGAGCAUUCACGGAUGAGGAAACUAAGGAUAUUUUCAAUAAGACAACGGUGUCUGUGCCAUUUGGAAAAUUCAAAGGAAAGACCAUUACAAUUUGGGAAAUAAUCAAUUCUGAAUACUUUACAGAAGACCAGAGAAAGGAUUUACUUCGCCAGUACAAAACAGGCAAGAUUACAGUCGAAAAGAUCAUCAAGAUUAUAAUCACGGUUGCUGAAGAAAAAGAGAAAGCAAAUGAGCUUGAAUUCGAUGGCCUUAGAGCACCUGUUCCUGCAGCAGAGCUACUGGAGUCGAAAGUUAUUGAUAAAGAUCUUUAUAACGAGUUGCACAAAGGAAAUAAGACCAUCAAAGAAGUGUCUGAGAUGGAGCCUGUACACAAAGCUCUGAAGGGUAGCAACUGCAUUGCAGGCGUAGUCAUCGACUCAACUAAAGAAACAAUGUCAUUCUACCAGGCUUUGAAAAAAGAUGUGAUGGGGCCAGGCCCUGCUCUGACUCUCUUAGAAGCUCAGGCUGCAACUGGAUAUAUCGUAGACCCUGUGAAAAAGCAGAACCUUACAGUAGAUGAAGCUGUAAAAGCAGAUGUUGUUGGCCCUGAGCUACAUGAAAAGCUGCUGUCUGCAGAAAGAGCUGUCACUGGAUACAGGGAUCCUUACACUGGAAAAACGGUGUCUCUCUUUGAGGCAAUGAAAAAAGAACUGAUUAACAAAGACCAGGGAAUGAGAUUUCUUGAUGCACAACUGGCAACAGGAGGUAUCAUAGACCCAGUGAAAAGCCACCGCAUUCCACAGGACAUUGCCUACAAGCGGGGUUACUUUGAUAAUGAAACGUACAAGGCCUUGACUAACCCAACAGAAGACCUCAAGGCUUUCUAUGAUCCAAACACACAGGAGUAUGUCACAUAUCAGCAGCUUCAGAAGAGGUGUAUUACUGACAAAAAGACUGGACUUCAGCUUCUCCCCUUGUCAGAACAAGCAAUCAAUGCCAAAGAGGAGCAGAAGUACACUGAAGCGCAGACCAAAGAAGCAAUGACACAAGCAUCAGUAGAGAUUCAGAGUGGACCAUUUAAAGGCAGAAAAAUUACCAUCUGGGAGCUAAUUAAUUCUGAAUAUCUUACUGAGGAACAACGACUUGAUUUACUCAGGCAGUACAGAUCUGGAAGAGUGAAAAUUGAGAAGAUAAUAAAGAUUAUAGUCACAAUUGUGGAAGACAAAGAAGCUCAGAAACAAGAACAGUCCAUUUUCAAAGGGCUUAGGGCUCCUGUCACAGCCAAAUCUCUUUUGGACUCCAAAAUUAUUGAUAAGUCUACCUAUGAUUUGCUUCAACAAGGGAAGAAGACUCCAGAUGAAGUCAGCAAAAACAAAUCUGUCAGUAGGUACCUACAAGGCUCUGACACCAUUGCUGGUAUAUACCUUGACCCUACAAAAGAAAAGCUUGGCGUUUAUCAGGCAAUGAAAAAGAAACUUCUGAGACAGGACACAGGAAUUGCUCUACUUGAAGCCCAAGCUGCUACAGGUUUCAUGGUGGAUCCUGUAAAGAAUCAGUUUCUCACAGUUGAUGAUGCUGUUAAAGCAGGUCUUGUGGGCCCUGAACUUCAUGAAAAACUUCUCACUGCUGAAAAAGCCGUUACUGGCUACAAAGACCCAUUCACAGGCAAAAUUAUCUCCUUGUUUCAAGCCAUGCAAAAAGAGCUUAUACCCAGAGACCAUGCCUUGCCUCUCUUAGAGGCACAGAUUUCCACUGGAGGAAUUAUUGAUCCAGUUAACAGUCAUCGGAUUCCAACCGACGUGGCAUGUCAGCGGGGAUAUUUCAGCAAGGAAAUGGCCAGCGUUAUGGCUGAAGCAUCAGACAUAAACAAAACCUUCUCUGAUCCUGAGACUGAUGAGAACGUGUCCUAUAAACAGUUAAAAGACAAAUGUAUGACAGACCCUGAGACAGGCUUAAACCUAUUACGACUGUCCAAACCGCAGGCACCAACAGUGAUCGAAAAGACUUACCUUUAUACUGAAGAACAAACCCAGAACGAUCUAACUAGUACUCAGGUUGACCUCCCAAUUGAAGGCCUUUCUCAAGGCUCAAUGUCCCUCUGGGAUGUCAUGAACUCAAAUCUGCUACCCGAAGAAGAAAGGACAAAACUCCUGGAUGAGUAUCGUUCAGGCAAAAUAACUAAAGAGCGAAUGAUUAUUAUAAUCAUUGAGAUAAUGGAGCAGAGAGAAAUCAUCCGAGGAGAGAACAUCAAGUCAUGUAACAUGGGCAGACGCCAGGUCACAAUUGAAGAACUAUAUAGUGCCCGUAUAAUUGACUUGGAAACAUUCAACCUGUUAAAACAAGAGAAGAUGACCAUUCGUGAGAUAAUGGAGUUACAGAGUGUUAAACAGUAUUUGUUUGGUACUGGCAGCAUUGCUGGUAUAGCCCCUGAUUCCAAAUCUAAAACCAGUAUUUAUCAGGCAAUGAAGAAAGGGCUUAUAAAUCCAGAAUAUGCACUUGUCCUCUUGGAAGCCCAGGCAGCCACUGGAUUCAUCGUUGAUCCUAUCAAGAACGAGAUGCUCACAGUUGAUGAAGCAGUGCGCAAAGGUGUGGUAGGACCAGAAAUUCAUGACAAACUUCUGUCAGCAGAAAGAGCAGUCACUGGGUAUAAGGAUCCAUACAGCGGCAAACUAAUUUCCCUCUUCCAGGCAAUGAAAAAGGACCUUGUGCCAGACGAUUAUGCUUUAAGGCUGCUUGAGGCUCAGACGGCAACUGGUGGUAUAAUAGAUCCAGAAUUCAACUUCCAUCUUCCAGCAGAUGUUGCUACACAACGUGGCUAUAUCAACAAAGAAAUAUAUGAGAAACUUAACGAUGAAGUCAAAGGAUAUGUUGAUCCUGUUACAGAUGAAAAACUCUCAUAUGCACAACUGCUCAAGAGAUGCAGGUUUGAUAAAGAUGGACUGUAUUUGCUGCCUUUAGCAGAGAAAAGACCAAUGUUUAAGGGUCUCAGAAAAGAAAUCACAAUGGAAGAACUGAUACGCUCACAAAUAAUUGAUGCCGAAACCGCCUCUUCACUUAAUGAGGGUCUGUUAACAGUUGAAGAGCUGAGCAGCAGGCUUAAGAAAUACCUUGAAGGCACAAGCUGUAUUGCUGGUGUGUUUGUGGAAUCGACAAAAGACCGUCUUUCUAUAUACCAAGCCAUGAAGAAAAAUAUGAUCAGGCCAGGAACUGCCUUUGAAUUGCUGGAAGCCCAAGCAGCUACAGGAUACAUCUUUGACCCAAUUAAGAAUCUCAGAUUAACAGUCAGUGAAGCUGUGAAGAUGGGAAUUGUGGGCCCGGAGUUUAAAGACAAGCUCAUGUCUGCUGAACGGGCUGUAACUGGAUACCGAGAUCCUUAUACAGGUAAAACCAUCUCACUCUUUCAAGCUAUGAAAAAAGGUCUGAUUCUCAAAGACCAUGGAAUUCGUCUUCUUGAAGCUCAAAUUGCCACUGGAGGAAUCAUCGACCCUGAGGAGAGCCACCGCUUGCCUGUGGAAGUAGCUUACAAUCGUGGAUUCUUUGAUGAAGAGAUGAAUGAGAUCCUGUCUGAUCCAUCUGAUGAUACCAAGGGCUUUUUUGACCCAAACACCGAGGAGAAUCUAACCUAUCUGCAGCUAAUGGAUAGAUGCAUCGUAGACCCACAGACUGAUCUCUUGCUUUUACUCUUAAAGGAGAAGAAACGAGAGAGAAAGACAUCCUCCAAAUCCUCUGUUCGCAAACGCAGAGUUGUUAUUGUUGAUCCCGAGUCAGGCAAAGAAAUGUCUGUGUAUGAAGCCUAUCGCAAAGGGCUCAUUGAUCACCAAACAUACCUUGAACUUGCAGAGCAGGAAUGUGAAUGGGAAGAAAUCACAAUGACAUCAUCUGAUGGUGAAGAGAAGUCCAUAAUCAUUGACAGAAGGUCAGGUCACCAGUAUGACAUUGCUGAUGCUCUCGCAAGAGGUCUAAUUGAUGCAUCUGCUCUUGACCAGUAUCGCUCUGGCAACCUUGCAAUUACAGAAUUUGCUGACAUGCUGUCUGGAAACAUGGGUGGCUUUCGCUCCCGGUCAUCAUCCAUUGGAUCAUCUUCAUCCUAUCCAAUGAGUCCCAUACCAUCCAUCAAAACGCCUGCAACUGUGUGGAACGAUCCAACUGAGGAGACUGGACCUGUGGCUGGCAUUCUUGAUACAGACACUCUAGAGAAGAUUUCAGUCACUGAAGCCAUGCACAGGAGCAUAGUGGACAGCAUCACUGGCCAAAGACUGCUGGAGGCACAGGCUUGCACUGGUGGCAUAAUAGACCCAUCAAGUGGGCAAAAGUAUUCUGCUACUGAUGCAACCAAUAAGGGUCUUCUUGAUAAGAUAAUGGUUGACAGGAUUAAUCUCGCACAGAAAGCUUUCAAUGGAUUUGAGGAUCCUAGAACCAAAGUAAAAAUGUCUGCUGCUCAAGCCCUUAAGAAAGGCUGGCUGUAUUAUGAGGCUGGUCAGCGUUUUCUGGAGGUGCAGUAUCUUACUGGUGGGCUUAUUGAACCAGGGGCUGAAGGAAGAGUCUCUCUAGAAGAAGCAAUCAAGAAGGGCGUUAUAGAUGUCCGCACAGCUCAAAAGCUAAGGGAUGUGAGUGCUUAUUCCAAAUACCUUACAUGCCCCAAAACUAAACUGAAGAUCUCCUACAAGGAUGCAAUGGACAGAAGCAUGGUUGAGGAAGGAACUGGGCUAAGGUUGCUAGAAGCCUGUUCACAGUCUAGUAAAGGCCUUUAUAGCCCAUUCAAUAUCAGUGGUGCUGGGUCUGCUGCUGGCUCAAGAUCUGGGUCCAGGACAGGCUCUAGAUCAGGCUCAAGAAGAGGAAGCUUUGAUGCCACUGGCUCUGGCUUCAGCAUGAACUUCUCCUCAUCUUCCUAUUCAUCCACCAGUUAUUCUCGCAGAUUCUAAUACUACCCCUGCUAUGCACUUAGCCCAAACUCUCAUAGCACUGUCAGUGAUACAGCCUUGUCCCUUUAAAGAGGAUCAUUUUUAAAUCAAUUCCCCCUUACACACUACAACUGCAAAUAAAAGGUUAAAAAAAAAAAGAUUUAUUUAUUAAUUUUAAUUAGCAUGAUUUUGUCAUAGAAAAGUGCAUUCCAUCAACUACUGUUAUGUUCUUACUGGAGGCUGGUUACAGAGUCCCAUUAUACGUAGUUUGGGUGCAUUGUAUUGUCAAGCAUGACGAUUAUUCAUCCUCAAAGUUUUCUUCUAACUUCAGAUCAUUUGUAAUACCUGAGUAAUGUUGAACUCCUCCCCCCCCAUUACUCAAAUAACACUGCUGAUUUUAUAGGACAUGUUAUUAUGGUUAAAUGCAUUAACUAUCUAGUGAUUAUUAUUAUUAUUAUUAUUAUUAAUUUUUUUUUUUUUACAGAGAGUACUUUUAUUAACUACUACUUCUAGCCUGCAUUUGUACUUUAAGAUGUCUAUUUUUUACUUGGAUUUAAGUUAACAAACCAGGAAUAUGCCAAAAUAGACAAGAAAAUUGUGCUAACAAGAUUGAAAGUAUACACUUUUUUUUUUUUUUUUUUAAUGCAUGUUGGUUAACAGAACAUGCCAUCAUGGAAGUAGUAGUGUUGUGCAAAUAAUAUUGCUGAAUGUAUAGAGAAAAAUAUUACAUGACAUUUUGAUGUUAACACUGGAGGAGGAAAGCACACUUCAAGUCACAUAAACUAUGCCACUAUUUUGCAUCUCACAACCCACAUUUAUCACCUAAUAUGGAGGUAUAUGCCUUAUUUAUUAACAUCUAAAUGUCCUUAUAAAACAACAGUUAAAGCACCAGUAUCCUCUGCCACCAUGAAACAUGUACACAAUUCAAUCAUUGUAUUCAAGUGGUCCUGGUGUAUUGUGCCAAGAAGAUUUAAGAUGUCUGACCCUACCUCUACUCAUAAUAUCUGGACAAACCUGAAUGUGCUGCUGAGCAUUUGAUACUUCGUUUAUGUGCAACCAAAGCUAUAGUAAUGGAAGAGAGUGUGCUCUUGAGCAGUAAAAUCGAUGCUCGCCACCAGCCCUCAGCUCCAAAUAUUCAGAUCUGCAGUGAACCUUUCGUUCCUUUCUUCUGUUGCUUCUACAAUAUCAUUUGCUCAGAGAAGGUAGAGGUUAGGGUUAAAUUGAAGUUUUUCUUGGAUAUCAUACCAGCAAUUGACUGUCAUCGACUGAGCAUUUUUUGGCAUUACCAUCCACACUGUUCACACAAACUUAAUAUUGGCAAAAUAUUCUUUAUGAGCCACUGUUUUCAAUUAAAGACUAAAUAUAAUUUUACUGAGACAUUUUUACAGUCAUGUUCUACUUCCCAUGUUUCUUCUAAGCUCUCGUUUCACAGCACUAUUAGGCAAUGUAAAGCAUUUAAUAUGCAUUACCCUAGGUCCCCUUGUCCAGUGUGUGCUACUGUAUUCUGCACAAGUUUGAGUUCAGCAAUACAAAUUAGUGUAUUAGCAUAUAUUGUGGGAGUAAGGUUUUUUUUUUUUGGUUUUGUUUUGCUUCUCCAUUUUUAACAAAGAUAUUGUUUGUCUUCAACCAGUGUUUCUUCUAAUUCACUGUUUAUUUUCUUGAAAGUACUUGACGUGUAUAUCUUCAUAUUUGGUUUCCAUUUUCUUUAUUUCAAUAUCAUGUUCUGUAAUAUAUUUGCUUUGCAUCAUUUACUAACUUAAUACGACAUUUUAGAAUAUUGAGAUGAAGAGCAGACGUGUAUGAAUUCCAUGAUGAGUGUCAUUGAGGUUAAAUCCUUAUUAUUACAAAUGUAUGAAAUCCAGACUGGCCUAUGCAUGAGGUUUAUAAUGCUGGGAGGAAACUACAUUGCUUUUAAGAAUAAUUUCAUAUUCUAAUGUAAAUAAAAGGAUUAUAGAGAAA